CGGCCAAACACAUCGGGAGUGGCUGUAUAGCAUGGUGUAAGGUAGACCUAGUGUAAAUUAAAAUUGAAUCAGUUUUUGCAGUUUAUGUUGUAGGAAACAUUACACGAACAUCUAUGUAAGCCAGGAUAACUGUGAUUCCCCAUGUGAAGCAAAAUGACCAGUUCCAUUACUUAAUGUCCACUGUACCCCUACAUCUCCCUCCUCCAACAUUGCUGAGACAUUUUCAGUGUGGUCAUUUCCUUGCAACAAACACAGAGAGAGAGAUUGUGAAUAAUACAAGAUGGUGAAACUAACAGUGGACUUGAUUGCUCGUGGUACCUCUGGUUACACGAAGCAGAAACGAGAAGAGACUGUUCAUCAAUACUUAAGACGAUUGACUCAUUUAUACCUUGAAAAUAGGGGGAUAGAUGCAAUAGGGGAUGAACUAGGACUUUGUCGUAACCUGACAGUGUUAUACUUGUAUGACAAUCAACUGACCAGUAUGCCCCUGCUGACACAAAACCAGAACCUUACUCAUCUGUAUCUACAGAACAACAACAUUUCUCACAUUGAAAAUCUCUCAAGUUUAAGAAGACUGACCAAGUUGUAUUUAGGGUAUAACAAGAUCACAGUUCUGGAAGGACUGGAAAAACUUGAGCAGCUACAGGAACUUCAUGUAGAGAACCAGUGCUUACCUUGUGGGGAGAAACUGCUACUGGACCCUAGAUCCCUUAAGGCACUGUCUAGAAGCUUGCAGAUCUUGAAUAUCAGCAGUAAUGGUUUGGAGAGUAUCAAAGAGUUGGAAUGGCUGAUCAAUCUUAAUCAGCUGAUGGCCAGUGACAAUAACUUGAAUGACAUGAGAGAGUUGGAUCAUGUUCUAAGCCAGGUGAAGCAGAUGUGGCGGCUGGAUUUGAUGGGAAAUCCCCUCUGUCACAAGGCUAAAUACAGAGACCGAGUAAUCAUUAUGUCACCUUCUUUAGAAAUGUUAGAUGGCAAAGAGAUCAGCAAGAUGUCAAAGCAGUUCCUGAUGAACUGGCAGGCUAAUCGAGUUGCUCAAAGGCGAAAGAUUGAAACGAUUGGCCGGCGAGCCACAUUAGAUGAAAUUCCCCUACAUUCAACAUCUAAAGAGUUACCUCCCACGAGUGCUGCUGCUGACAGACGUAGACUAACAAGCUAUAUAAUGCCAGGUCUACCAAGAAAAGAGUUUGACCAGGUUUUAGCCAGAUCAGUGAGUGUUCCCAACUCAUCUGUUCUCACAAAAAGACACCCUGGACCACAUAAAGCACACAGCGACUCUGCUCCUAGCAGAUUUCCAGAUAUCUCAAAGUCAAGAUUUUUAUCUGCACCAGAAGGCUUAAAUUGGCUUUGACUGUUUUCUUUCCAAAAGUCGUUUAAAUAUACAAUUUGUGGUAUGUUAAGUAUGUCAAUUGUAUUCAUUUUAACUUCUCACAUCUCUCAUUAAAAUUGGUACCCCUUCCCAUAAUGUUUGUAUGUGUACCUCCACGCUGUUGAAAAUUUGCUGCCCUUAACAAAAGUUUUGUGUGUGUGUGGUUCUGUGUGUUACUUACACAUUUACAUGUAUGUUAUCGAUGUGUAAAUAUAGGAAUCAUAUUUAUUUCAUUGUUGUUUUACUGAAGAAUAUUUCAAUAUAUACAUGUAUAUUGUACAACUAUGUGUGUGUGGCAACAGUCUGGUUUAUGGGUCAGGAGGAAACUAGGCAGAACCCUGAGGAUACCAAAGUAUCUCAUCAGGCACCUGACAACCCUCCAGAUUUAUAAAUCCUCAGCCUUGACCUUCGUACUGCCAGUAAUCUUCUAGAUCAGGACAACCACUAUUGCUAUUAUGUGACCCAGCCCCAAGUGCUCUUGAAAAUAGCAUAUAUUAUGAAGCUUUCUUGUGCCACUUGUGAUGUGUACAAUGCUGUGUUUCAAGCUCCACUGUCUAAUUUACAGCAGAUAUUUAUGCCAUGAUAAUUAGCAGGAAUGGUGAUCUUCAUGGUCAAGUAACUUAAGUUAAUUCUCAGAGUGAUGUAAACUGUGAGACUGCAUCACAAAAAUUGCUCAUUUUUAAAUUUAAUUCUGCUCCUAUGAGCUAUAUUUAAUGUUCUUAACCUUUUAAUCAAGGAUGUGAGUUUACUAUAGCAUAUAUACUAACACAGCCAAUGAGCAUUCAUAUUAAAGAUAAACUUGCUUUAGCUGACUUAUUCACUUUGAAUAAAUUGAUAAAUUAUUUCUUUAAUAAUAUUGUUUUCUCAUAAACUGCUUUGCCUCAUACAGUUAUAUGUAGACAUUGGUAUUUUGGGGGAAAACAUUAGACAAUUCAUUGACAGAAUUUUGCAAAAGUGGACCUCGAACUGACAUCUACAUUAUGCUAGUCAUAAUAUGCAGAUGUGUAGAUUGGGGUAAUCCAGAUCCACUAUUUUAAACUAAAUUAACUGAUUAUGUUUAAAUCCUGAUACUGAAACUUGUGCCAUUUAAAAAGACAAGAUGACUAAACACAAUAUAAUAAAUUAAAUGAUAUUUUCAUUCUAUAUGUAGCAUAUGUUCCUAAUUAAUUUAUUUCUAAAUAUCAGUGUUUUUGUGCCUUUUAAUAUUAAUCUUUAUGAUUGUGUGUGUAUAAAUAUCUUAGACUUUAUGCAAUGUAAUGUAAAUCCUUUGAAUCAGAUUUUAACCCUGUUUAAGUUUACUGCUAAGGCUUUCUUUGGUAAAUUACAUCAUAUGGUCAUUUUCGGAUGAAACAUAAAUGAAUGGGUAAUCAUAAUUUCAUGCUCAAAGAAAUGCUGAUCUAUCAAGAUACAUUCUAUGUUGUAUGUUGUAUUUGUCACAAUAUAUUCUCAUUGUUCAUAUUGCAUUCUCAGUAUCAUAAUCAGGGGGUACUACUGUCAGUGUCAAUCACAAAACACUAUUUUGUAUUUGUAUAGCACUUUGAGUCUCCUGUUUUCGUGACUGUCAGUUUUUGUAGGACAUUCUGAUUGUGAAAUAUUAGAGAAAGCAUUCAGUAAUUGUAGUACCAGACAAUCAAGUGCAUGUGUAUCUCAAAACUGACUUUUCUGAAGAAAGAGUUGUUGUCCUUUGUUGCAUUAUACCAUACCAUAUAAAGAGAGUUCACAUUUCUGUUUCAGGUUACUGAGCCAGUAUGGGGUCGUGAUUCGUGGAGCUAGUUGGUCAGUGAAGUCUUUGCAGAACCAGAUCCUCUCCCUUAGUCAGAUGCUACGUAAUCAACAGAUCAGACCAACAGUCAAUAAUUCUGCCUGAU
Molecule: messenger RNA, 3234 nt
Organism: Liolophura sinensis
Lineage: Eukaryota; Metazoa; Mollusca; Polyplacophora; Chitonida; Chitonidae
Product: protein phosphatase 1 regulatory subunit 42-like
Exons: 8
Coding region: 281-1348 (355 amino acids)
Molecular function (GO): protein binding
Source: RefSeq, a predicted model, not a curated record